GCGACGCCUCUGGCGGCCGGAAGUGGAAUCGCUCCCGGGCGCAGAGUGGAUGAAGCACAGGGAAGCCGACCUGGCCAGAGAAAAAUGCUUCCCUUAUCUAUUAAAGAUGACGAGUACAAGCCGCCCAAAUUCAGUCUCGGCGUGAAGCUGUCCGGCUGGAUCCGCUCCAUUCUUUCCGACAAGACAUCCCGAAACCUGUUCUUUUUCCUGUGUUUAAAUCUGUCCUUUGCCUUCGUGGAGCUUCUCUACGGAAUAUGGAGUAACAGCUUGGGCCUCAUCUCCGACUCCUUUCACAUGUUCUUUGACUGCACGGCACUGCUGGCUGGAUUAGCAGCGUCUGUCAUUUCCCGGUGGCGAUACAACGACUCCUACUCAUACGGGUACGUGCGGGCCGAGGUGCUGGCUGGCUUUGUGAAUGGCCUCUUUCUGGUGUUUACAGCCUUCUUCAUUUUCUCUGAAGGUGUCGAGAGAGCACUGGAGCCUCCAGACGUCCACCAUGAACGGUUAUUGCCAGUGUCGAUUGCAGGGUUGAUAGUCAACCUGAUUGGAAUAUUUGUUUUUCAGCAUGGUGGUCACGGCCAUUCACAUGGAGGUAAAGAACACGGUCACAGCCACUCGCUGUUUAACGGGGGCUUAAGUCACGGCCAUAGUCAUGGAGGACACGGGCACAGCCAUGGGCACAAGCACGAAGAGAAGCAUGGACACAGCCAUGAACAUCACGGGCAUGGGCACGGGCACGACCACGGUCAUGGCCACUCUCAUGAGGAGCAUUGUGAAGAUAAUCACCUUGGCACACAUGAACAUGGCUCCAGCAAGCAGAUUUUACAAGGAGUCUUUUUGCACAUUGUAGCCGACACGCUGGGAAGCAUCGGCGUCAUCAUAUCCGCGCUGUUAAUGCAGAAGUACGACCUCAUGAUCGCUGACCCCAUCUGCUCCAUGCUCAUCGCUUUACUGAUAGGAGUAAGUGUGGUGCCACUACUCAAAGAGUCCAUUGGAAUACUCAUGCAGCGAACGCCACCUUCACUGGACUACCACCUGCCAGAGUGUUACCAGAGGGUCCAGCAGCUUCAAGGCGUUUACCAUUUACAGGAGCCUCACUUCUGGACACUCUGUACGGACGUCUACAUUGGAACACUGAAGCUUGUGGUCGCCCCCGAUGCUGACGCCCGUUGGAUUUUAAGCCAAACGCACAACAUUUUCACUCAGGUGGGAGUACGACAGCUGUACGUGCAGAUUGAAGUGGCUGCCAUGUGACACGCUUUGUAGUUGACUCCUUGGACCAAAGCCUUUUGUGGUAACACGUGGGAUCAUUAAGAUGAGUUUUCCCCCCACUCCCCCAUCCUCUAUCUCCCCCCCCCCCCCCAUUUUUCCCUACACUCUGGAGGGUCUUCUGUCCAGCACCAAGGGACCAGUCAGAAUGCAUUCAGGACAGAAGGCCACAUAGAGACAACUGUUGCCAAUCAUGUGACAAUGCCAUCUAAACUACUGUGACACCGUCUAUCGCCCCUUAUCCCAACAUGUGUUUUUUUUUUUUAAUUGAUUUUGUGAUCCAUAAAUAUUGAGACUGGACCUCCUGCUAGUGCCUCACGUGUAACCGGGUCAUGCUGGAGUGUGUUGUUUGCACUUUGCAGACUUAACAGAGCCAAACCAUAUUGGGUUUCAUUAUGUGCCUUUUAAUACUGUGGAUGCGGACCCCCAAGAGGUGUGGUUAGGUGGGCCAACCUCACUUGUUACCAGGAGGCAGACUUAGACACCUUUUUUUUUUUUUUGCUUGGCUCUAUCUUGCAGGUGUUCUAUCCCAGCGACUUGGCUGUGGCCCUUUCAUGUUUUCCCUUCUGGUUUUAUUUUCUGGGCUCAGUCACUCGGCUGUCAUCAUAUGAAAUUAUAUAAAUUAUAAUAAAAAAAAGAAGACCUGGUCAGCAGCACCGGUGCCACAUCUGUUGGACGCUCCAGCUGGACAGAGAAGUGGACUUGUGACGAUAUGGGAGAUCUGCACCUGGCACCUCCCCUUGAGGAAGAUCCUUCCAAGUGCAUCCUUGUGUCCUCUUGCUUUUUCUCUCCUCACUUGAUUCACUGAAAUCUAAGAUGGCUAAAUAAAUUUAUGAUCAACGUUACCCUUGAGGCUUUUCCUCUCAACAACAAAAGUGGACAGGCAGUCUGGUAAGACCCCAGGAUGAGUGGGUCUGUAGGGAAUCGGCAGUGAAGACUGGUUUGUAAAAAAAGAGGACUCUAAAAACUGGCGUCCAAGGAAGAGGUUCCACCAGAAAAUGACUCGGCAGCAGGUGUAGACGGUUCAGAGGGCACAAGUGCCACCUUUGUGGGUUUCUUGGGGUCUGCACACUCAAGGCCAAUUUAGGCUUUGUGCAUCUGUGUGAUGAAAAUUUCAUCCGCAGUCGUGUCACUCGGGCAAGUCCAUCUGUGACCGUGUGUCUCCACAUUGUUGUGUUCACACGGUCCUGUAUUUGGAAACCGCUCAGGCACUAGCCAACAAAACAUGUCUGUGUUCAACGUGGACAGAUAUGGACCGAUUCUGUACCAGUUCAGUGCUGUGCACACGUGAUUGUACCCUAAACAUAAGAGAGUGCACAUCCUCUGUCUGUGAGCGCAUCUGCAGAUGUCUACGUGCGUUCAGUUUUGAAGUAGAGGUGUUCCUUUAGCCAGCCAAGAUGCCCAACGUGAUGUAGGGCCGUUUCCCGCAGGUUCACCAUGAAGUAAUUUGACUAGCAAGUGUGACGUGGAGGGUGACCCACAGGUACGGGCCUUCACAAAAAAAAUAUAUAGUUCAGGCUAUAGAGAUGCAGAGUAAGGCUAAGCACCUCUUUGAAAGUGACAAAGGGUGGGAUGGGAGGUGAGGUGAGGUGAGGUGAUGCUCAAGCUGCCCUGGGGUGGACAGAAGAUUGGAUGACCCCAAGUACAGGUUACCCGAGUCUGAUGCUGCCAUUUGUCAGUCACUGGAAAGUUGGGCCCAUUUAGGGCUUCAAAAGUUCAACUGGGUUGUCCUAUUGCUUCACAUCACGCCCCCUAUAGGUCACUAGUUUAAGAGGUUGCAGAUUCAGGUUUUCUCCAUGGUCAUGCUGCAGUGCACCAUACAACACCCAAAGGUGUAAUAUAGAAAUGGGAUCGUAUUAUUUCUAAAAUCUUUUGUAAUGAAUAAAAGAAAAUACACUUCCUGAAACUUGAAAUGCAGUGUGACGAAGCACCCCUUAGUAACCUCCAGUCCAGUGGGAUGAUGCCAGCUAGGGGGGCACCACCUUUUUCUCCCACCGUUUUUCCUCUGCAACCAAUUUUUAAUCCCAGGACAUCCCAUAAGAAGAUUUUAAAUUUGAACUUGGUGACGCAGCAGGACUGUUUUUACAUGUUAUAUGAUCUGAUUCUUGCUGAAGUUAAUAAAAAUCAGACUGCAGUUUGUA
Erpetoichthys calabaricus (reedfish) is the source of this 3410-nucleotide messenger RNA. RefSeq names its product solute carrier family 30 member 7 (gene slc30a7). Gene Ontology annotation, molecular function: zinc ion transmembrane transporter activity. NCBI's taxonomy places the organism in Eukaryota, Metazoa, Chordata, Cladistia, Polypteriformes, Polypteridae. Gene Ontology annotation, cellular component: membrane; Golgi apparatus. The transcript has 11 exons. Gene Ontology annotation, biological process: zinc ion transport; transmembrane transport; intracellular zinc ion homeostasis. The record is from RefSeq and is a predicted model, not a curated record. Bases 85 to 1254 code for a protein of 389 amino acids.